This is a messenger RNA of Lachancea meyersii CBS 8951, 660 nucleotides long. The record is from the annotation of a GenBank genome assembly. NCBI's taxonomy places the organism in Eukaryota, Fungi, Ascomycota, Saccharomycetes, Saccharomycetales, Saccharomycetaceae.
AUGGAUGCCAUAAUAUUCAACCUCGCUGGGGAUGUCCCGGCUGUGACGAAGGCCUGGGCGGCCGGGAUCAUCGUGUUGUCAGUGUUGACCAGCACAACUAUAGUUGAUCCCAGCAACACGCUUUAUAAUUUCGAUCUGGCUUUCAGAAGGGGCCAGUAUGUGAGAGUAUUAUACUCGUUUUUCGAUUAUGGAAAGCUAGACUACUGGUUUGUGUUUGGAGUGGUUGUCAUGCUGUCGCAGCUAGCAGACGUGGAAAAAGCGGUACAAACGCGCAGCCAGUUUUUGUGGAUGAUCUUUCUACUGGGUGGAAUGGUCAUUGGGAUGAGCAAAUGGAUUCAACCGUAUGAAUCUCUCGCGCACGUUGUCCACAAAAAUCUGCUUUACUAUAAGAUUCGAAUGGAUAUCCAGUCCGUUGGAAAUGGGGGAGCUCGAGUCGGAGUCUCCCCUCUAAUGCUACGGCUUUCCAUGGACAUUUUACAGCUCGCAACAGUUAAAAGCAUGUGGGGAAUUCUGAUAACGUAUUUGCCGGGGCAACUUUAUUUUUUCGUAGAGCAGAUUGUGAGUAAAAUCUACGGGGUCGAAUUGUGCAAGCCCCCCAACCAGUGGUUCCAAAAAUCAGGACCACAAGAAAACGAGGAUGAACAACCACUGGAAGAGUAG